This is a messenger RNA of Suncus etruscus (white-toothed pygmy shrew), 954 nucleotides long. Its product is annotated as olfactory receptor 1P1-like. Gene Ontology annotation, biological process: G protein-coupled receptor signaling pathway. The transcript has a single exon. The coding region runs from base 1 to 954 and encodes 317 amino acids. NCBI's taxonomy places the organism in Eukaryota, Metazoa, Chordata, Mammalia, Eulipotyphla, Soricidae. Gene Ontology annotation, molecular function: olfactory receptor activity; G protein-coupled receptor activity. Gene Ontology annotation, cellular component: membrane. The record is from RefSeq and is a predicted model, not a curated record.
AUGGCAGGAGGGAACCAGAGCAACAACUUCAAUUUCCUCCUCUGGGGACUCGCAGAACAGCCAGAGCAACAGCGUGUUCUCUUUCUGGUGUUCCUGUGCAUGUACCUGGUCACUGUCACUGGAAACCUGCUCAUCAUCCUGGCUAUUUGCACUGACACACGCCUCCACAUGCCCAUGUACUUCUUCCUUGCCAGCCUGUCCUGUGAAGAUAUCUUCUUCACUUCCACCACUGUGCCAAAAGCCCUGGUAAACAUCCAGACACGGAGCAGGUCCAUCUCCUAUGCAGGAUGUCUGACCCAGCUCUAUUUCUUCUUGACAUUUGGGGAAAUGGAAAAUUUUCUUCUGACAACAAUGGCCUAUGACCGCUAUGUGGCCAUCUGCCACCCUCUCCACUACAAAAUGAUCAUGAGCCCUCGGCGCUGUGUACUCCUAAUUACUGUCUGUUGGACUCUCACAAAUAUCCUUGCUAUGCCCCACACCUUCCUCAUGUUUCGCCUUUCCUUCUGCCCGAACAAAAUCAUUCCUGACUUCUUCUGUGAUCUUGUACCCCUGAUGAAGGUGUCUUGCUCUGACACUAAGGUCAAUGAGCUGGUACUCUUCUACUUGGGGGGAGCAGUCCUUGUCAUCCCUUUUAUACUCAUCCUUAUCUCUUACAUCCAUAUCGUUUCAGCCAUUUUCAGACUGCCCUCUGCCCAAGGGAGGCGCAAAGCCUUCUCUACCUGUGGGUCCCACCUCGCUGUUGUUGCUCUGUUUUUUGGGACGGUGUUCAGGGCUUAUCUGUUCCCCUCAUCUUCUUCCUCCAACUCUGUAGAAGGGGAUACAGCAGCUGCUGUCAUGUACACAGUGGUGACACCCAUGCUAAACCCUUUCAUUUACAGCCUGAGAAACAAGGACAUGAAGGGAGCCCUAGGGAGACUUCUCAAGGGAAAAGUUUCAUUAUUAAAGGUCAGGUAG